UUGAGUUUUUAUUUUACUUGCGCGGACCACAACUCUCUCUCUCACACACACACACACCACUUUCCUCGCUCAUCACUCAUUGCUCAUCUCGCAGAUUCAAAUUCACGCACACACUCACUCACACUCGUCGCAAAACCUAUUUCUCUGUUUGGCUCUGAUAUAAAAAGCAAAACAACAAAACUCGUUUUCAGAUCUCAAACGGUAGUUAGACGAGGCGAGAGGUUCACUUUCCUUUGGUUUUCAUCUAAAGUUUUGGAAAUGGAAGAUGCGAUAGAUGCUACUGCAUCUUUGGAUUAUGCUUCAAUUCAGGUUUUUCCUAACCAAAACAGGUAUGAGGCAUUUGUCUGUAAAGGGAAACAAUUCGAUAAAGUGGCAGCUGGAGAUUUGGAACAUUUGUUGCCUCAUUUACCUGCAAUAAAUGAUUUGUAUGCUGAAGGGUUUGAUGCAAACUUUGAUCUUAAGUUACCAGAAAAUCUGCAUGGUGCUGAAUGGUUUUCAAAAGCAACCGUUAAGAGGUUCCUUCAUGUUGUUAGUUCACCGGAUUUGAUAAAUGCCAUCAGUGGUAUCCUGGAUGAGAUGUCUCAGUUGGAGGAUUCAAAGAAAUUUCAUGUUUCUUUAUAUGGGAAGGGCCCUCAGGAUCAUCUUGAAAGUGGGGAAAGAGAUGGUAACUAUAGCUCUCAUGUUGAAGCACCAACCUCCAAACCUGAAGUUAACAUCUUGUCAUCCGAUGCUUCAAAGAAUGAAUUGUUACGAGCAAUGGAUCUAAGACUAACAGCUUUGGGCGACAAGUUAGCUGAAACUUUUAACAAGGCCACUGGUGUUACAUGCUCCCAUGAAGAUCUGGCUUAUUUGGCCAAAUUUUCUCGACAUUUUGGUGCCACUAAUAUAGAGCAUUCUUUAUGCAAGUUUAUAGAACUAAACCAAAAGAGCCCGGAUGUUGGUCCCCUGAGCAAUGAAACAACUUUGCACUCAUGUGAUGUGGCAAAAGAUGAUACAAUCAAGGCUGUCAAAAGCCUUCAGAUUUCCAAACCAUUACAUUCAGAUGCACCGGUUAAGUAUGGUGUUUCACCAGCUAAAGUUGCCCAAAUUGAGAGACGCAGUUCCACAGAAAGCGAGGAAUCUUCCAACUCUAGUGAUGAGGAUCAAACAUCUGCUGAGAGAAGCCGUUCUCUGGUAAGAUCUGCAACACCCAGAAGGUCAGCAUCCCCAAUGCGGAGAGUUCAAAUAGGAAGAGCUGGACCCCGCAGAGCUGCUGCAUUAACUAUCAAGAGCCUCAACUAUUUUCCUGGCAGAGAGAGGCCAAUAUCAUUUAGAGAUGCUGCUGAAAAUGACUUUGAAGGGGAAUUAUCUGAACAACCCAAUAAGAAGUCAGAAAUUGAUGUAAGGAGGAUAACUGUACAAGAUGCCAUCAGUCUUUUUGAAAGCAAGCAGCGGGAUCAAACUGCAGAUAUUCAAAAGAGGAAGUCAUUAGCAGAUGUUUCUGUUGGUACAAAUAAAUCUGUCUUGAGAAGAUGGAGUGCUGGUAUGGGGGAAACCUCUGUUCAAGACCAGCCAGAACUCAUUCCUGAAGUUUCUGUUCCAGUUACUUCUAAUGAUUUUUUACAUCCUGAGAUUCCUAAAAAUUCAGAAUUAGAUGUGGUGUCUGAUUUUAUUACCGAAAGUCACAACAAUAACGAGACCACUGAUCAUGAUGUAAAACCAGAAAGACAGGAAAAUGUAGGUUCAUACACUGUAGAUAAUCCAGAUGAAACCAACCAAACAGUAAAAGAGGAAAGUAUCAAAAAGUUAGCAGCAUCAGCAGAGUGGAAUCAACGAAAGCAAGAAGAGUUCAACCAAAUUCUUAAAAAAAUGGUUGAAAGCAAGCCUGUUUUAUUUGGGAAGGCCCAGCCAAGCAAAAACCAGAAUAUUUCAUUUGAGCAGAGAGGAGGUUCUUAUGAUAAUUAUAAGGAAAAACGGGAUGCAAAACUUCGAGGAGCAAAGGCCGGAAAACAAAUAGAAAAAGAAGCACAAUUUCGACAAAUGCAGCAACUACUCGAUAAGAGGAAGGUUGAAAUGUCCAAAAGUGUGAGUGCAAGUAAGAAGAGUUCUACAAGGUUGCCCCAAAAUUCUCUUAGAAAUUCAACUCAGCCUGCAAAUUCCCCAAAGGAAACCACCAAACCUUCAGCUACAAAAAGGAUAUCAUCUAGAACGUCACCCAUGCCUGCUACACGUAAGUCUUGGUCAGCAACACCUUCGCCAAGGGCUGCUGGGACAUCCCCUGCCAAAGCUCGUGCUGGAGUUUCAUCAGCUAACAGCACCCCAACACGACGGAAGCCAGUGUCAACAACAUCUGUUCCGCAACCAAGCACCCAAAGGGAAAAAUCUCAGCCCCGAAACAGAAAUGAGAAAGAAACUCAGACCAAUAAUGCCAGGAGCCUCAAAAGCAUGAAUGAGAAGCGGCAGCCAGCUGUCCCAAAUAAGAGCAAGGCAAUCAAAGCCAAAGUGAUGACAGCCUCUGAAGAAGCCUCUGUUCCUAAAAAGACUAGCUUAGGUAACAAGGGAACCAAGAAAAGCAGUGUGGUCCCAUUGGAAUCAAAACCAUUUCUACGUAAGGGUUCUCGGACAGGGCAUGGAACUGCUGAUCUUAACAAGAAAAAAGGUCCUCCUAAGAUGGACAAAUCUCAAAGAGACAGUGAAGAUCUUAUUGUAGAUCCAGAAAGUGAGUUGGUUGUCAAUAAUGCUUCAGACUUGGUCAGUCAGCAUUCAGAUGGGGACGCAAUGACCCCUAAUCAUCAGAAUGCUGCCACAGUACCAGACCCUCAGAUAAAUAACCAAUUGCAAUGUGAUGAGACAGAAAACUUGGACCAAAAUCCUACUGAUGGUAAUGUCUUUACAUACACAGAAGAGUCUUCCUUAAAUAUAACGAAUGAAGAAGAAUCAACCAUAUCACCUUCUGCCUGGGUGGAGACAGAAGAGGAUCUGGAAUUGCCCAAGCCAUGUGAGGAUGACACAUUUCAAUCUGCAUCUCUGGCCAAUGCUGCCCCAGUGGGAUCAACUAGUCCUCGGGUUCGUCAUUCUCUGUCACAGAUGCUUCAAGAAGAAAGUAGUGAACCUGACACUGGCGAGUGGGGAAAUGCCGAGAAUCCUCCUGCCAUGAUAUACCAAAAGGAUGCACCCAAAGGCUUCAAAAGACUCUUGAAAUUUGCUCGAAAGAGCAAGGGCGAUACAAGUUCCACAGGCUGGUCUAGCCCAUCCGUGUUUUCCGAAGGAGAGGAUGAUGCAGAGGAAUUUAAAAAUUCUAAUAAAAGGAAUGCCGAUAAUCUACUAAGAAAGGCUGCACUCAAUGUGAAAAGCUAUGGACAAGCGAAAAAUUCAGUACAUGACGGAUAUGAUAGAAAUUUAGAUUAUUUCCAUGCAGCAGGCAGAGAUGAUGGGAAGGGUUCUCACAAGAUGCAAGAGGGACGUGAUUCAGGAGCUGGUUCAACCACAAGAGCAUCAAGGUCAUUCUUUUCUCUUUCAGCUUUUAGGGGAAGCAAGCCCUCCGAGUCCAAGUUUCAUUAAUGCCAUGGGAAAUAAUUUCUGUGCGUUGAUGUUAUAAAUUAUAUCGCCAAGUGGGGUUUGUUGGAAUGUUGUAAAUUCAUUAAAUCGUGUCGCUAUUUCAAUACAUUACCCGAAAAUUAUAAUUCAUAUUAUCCGGCCUUCCCUUGCAAAUUUUCCUAUAGCUGGAUUCUUUGUUUUAACGUUGUCCCGGACGUUCAUUUCAUGGUACGGUGCUGUCACUUCCAAAUAUUGAUCAUUGUAUUUGUAGAUAACUGGAUUGUAGUUUUCCCUCUGAAUUCAUAGCUUUUAUCCAUGACCCUUGACAGGGUAGUCA
Molecule: messenger RNA, 3853 nt
Organism: Cajanus cajan (pigeon pea)
Lineage: Eukaryota; Viridiplantae; Streptophyta; Magnoliopsida; Fabales; Fabaceae
Source: RefSeq, a predicted model, not a curated record